Molecule: messenger RNA, 2475 nt
Organism: Hippocampus zosterae (dwarf seahorse)
Lineage: Eukaryota; Metazoa; Chordata; Actinopteri; Syngnathiformes; Syngnathidae
Product: tripartite motif-containing protein 16-like
Exons: 8
Coding region: 45-1568 (507 amino acids)
Molecular function (GO): zinc ion binding; protein binding
Source: RefSeq, a predicted model, not a curated record
CUUGUUACUUGCUUAUGCGACAUCGUUUCUGACUCCAAGGAAUAAUGUCCCACAACAGCACUUUGGAUUUGGACCGAUACAGCACCGCAGAGAGAGACCGUCGCUCCACAAACCGCAGCCAGAACAGGACGCAGGCCAAACGCGGCGAGGUCCUUUGCGACUUCUGCACCACCACGAAGCAGACGGCCGAAAAGUCCUGCUUGGUGUGCCUGGCAUCUUACUGCGAGAUCCACCUCCAGUCUCACUACGACUACCCGGCGCUGAUGAAGCACAAACUGGUCAAAGCUACUGGCCAGAUGAGGGAGAAGAUCUGCGCUCAGCACGACAAGUUGCUGGAGGCCUUUUGUCGUACAGACCAGACGUCUGUGUGCGUCCUGUGUAUGAUGGAUGAGCACAAGCACCAUGACAUCGUCCCGGCUGGAACUGAAAGGACUGAGAAACAAAAACAACUUGGCACCACGCUGCACAAAUCCCAGCAGAGGAUUGACGAGAGGGUCAAAAAGUGGCAGGAUCUCAGACAAGCAGCGGAAGCUGUCAAACACUCAGCUGACUCAGUCCUGGAGGAGAACGAGCGGAUCUUCACGGAGCUUCUCCUCUCCUUUGAGAGGAAGUACAACGAAGUCAAGGAGAUGGUCCGCUUGCACGAGAGAACCACCGUGAACCGCGGGGAAAUUCUCCUGAACCGCUUGGAGGAAGAGAUCACGCUGCUGAGGAAGAGACACACCGACUUGGAGAAGCUGUCGCACACCGACGACCACAUACACUUUCUGCAGAGUUGGCAGUCCCUAUCUGGUCCUUCGGGCUACGAGGACCUGAACAACGUCAGCAUUGCUCCCAAUUACUCCUUCGAGGCCACAAAGAGAGCCAUCGCGGCCCUGAAGUUACAAGUGGAGGAAAUCAGCAAGAGAGAAACGACUAAAAUCUCUGCAGCAGUGAAAGAAGUCUACAUCACAGAAGAAAGUGACAAAAAAUUAAAGAGGGAAUCGUUGUUUGUAACCGAGUCAAGGAUGAUGGAAGAACCCAAGACCAGAGAAGAUUUCAUGAGAUAUUCUUGCCAGCCGAUUCUGGAUGUCAACACUGUGCACCGCAACCUUCACCUCUUCGAGGGCAACCGGACCGCCACAAUGAAGAGUGUGCCAAAGAAUUACCCUGACCACCCGGAACGAUUUGACCACUGGCAGCAGGUGCUUUGCAAAGAGGGCCUGGCCGGGAGUCGCUACUACUGGGAGGUGGGCUGGAAGGGAUCGGAGAUCGAUGUGGCCAUCACCUAUCGGGGAAUUUUCCGAAAAGGAAACAACAACGUGUGCAGUCUAGGUUGGAAUGACAAAUCCUGGAGCCUCUACUGCUCACAGUCCAAGUUCUCCUUUGUGCACAACAACAAGAACACAGACCUACCUGUCCGCAAGUCGUCUCGCAUUGGCGUCUACUUGGAUCAUGUGGCGGGGGUGCUGGCGUUUUACACGGUAUCUGAUACCAUGCAGCUUCUGUACCAGGUCCGCACUACUUUUACUGAAGCGGUGUACCCAGCUUUCAGUGUGUGGGGGUACGGUACCAGCAUUAGACUAUAGGAGAGCAGAAUUAAUGUGAGUGCCAUUUAAAAAGCGUGUCUUUGGUGUUUUCAAAAUGACGAACACAGCAAAGCAUACACGUAACCAUAUCGCCAACAAGUGCGAGUCUCCACCCCAAACCAGAAGUCUGGCAUAUAUGGCUGACAUGUAAGAGGCAGCACACCCCACACACCCGGGGAUCAUCAUUCAGGAUCAUCAUUCGAAACCCCUGAGAAUCGGGCCUUUUGUUGACUGACUGAAAGGGAAAGGAAAUGCUCAAAUUCGUCCCAGUUGUUGUGUGUACCCCAUUGAAUUUGAUCAUCAAUUUUUGGUUGACAGAUAAAGUUUACACUAUUAUAUGAGCGACAUCAACAUGCUGAUGUCAUUUCUUCUCCAAAAAAAAAAAAAAAGCGUAUGGGUUUUGAUGUGUCAUAUUCCGUCACACCGAGCAGGUUUUGCUCUUUGAAUUUGUGAAAUGGACUGCGACCUUUAAUAAAUAUCAUGAAAACUCACACGUCUUCAAAUGUGGAAAUAGGAUACAUGCCGGCAAUGCAUUUGUCUAAACCCAAGCAAGUAUAAGAACAUGCAGGGAGGCCUGUGCUAAUGAUAAGCAAAACUUCCAUCCAUCUAUCCAUCCAUCCAUCCAUCCAUCCAUCCAGGGGCUAAUGUGCUUUGUAACGUUGUUAUGUAAAUAUAAUGUAAAUAUUGGCAAUACAGUCAGUAUUAAUAUAUUCGAUGAAUAGAUUUUUAAAUUCAAAUAUUUGCAGACUUUAUGUUGCGUAUAAUAGAGACAUGGUUUUUUUUGUAUUAUAUUGAUAUGGAAUUUGUUGAAUGUAUUCAUGAUCAACGUGGAUGGACUCCUGGCCACGAAGGGUUCUGUAUAAAGUGAAGAUAAUACAUUAAAGCUCAGGGGGGCAGCAGAAACACA